This is a messenger RNA of Vanderwaltozyma polyspora DSM 70294, 1770 nucleotides long. It is a transcript of the gene SPT10, whose product is annotated as Spt10p. The record is from RefSeq and is a predicted model, not a curated record. Gene Ontology annotation, molecular function: acyltransferase activity, transferring groups other than amino-acyl groups. NCBI's taxonomy places the organism in Eukaryota, Fungi, Ascomycota, Saccharomycetes, Saccharomycetales, Saccharomycetaceae. The transcript has a single exon. The coding region runs from base 1 to 1770 and encodes 589 amino acids.
AUGUUUUUGCAUUCUGACUCAGUAACGAGAAAUCAAGAUCAAAAUUAUAUACGGAAUACUUUAAAUGAAGAAGAAGAAGAGCAAUCACAGAGUCUGUAUAACACUCAGUUACAGCCACAUACAGUGCUACUGAAAGAUGGAGAGACUACAGCUACUAUGUAUCCAAUACCUGCAUAUCCAGAAUUACUACCAAAGGGUUUAUUAGCAUUUUUAUUAGAUGAAUUUAAUAUGGAAAUUGAAAAAGGUGAUAGUUUCCCUUAUUAUGAUAUGCUUAAUCUAGAAGAAUUUGAAAAAGUUUGGUUCCAUGAAGGUGGUCAUGUUUGUAUCAUGGUGUUAGGGGAAAUUCCUGAACUUGAUUAUAGCUUAGAUGACGAUGAAUUAUCAGAAUUGGAUAUUAAUAAAGAUAACCAUGAAGAUGAAAUUGAAACUAUGAGACAUACUGCUCAAUAUAAGAAAAGGAAAGAAAGAAGGAAUAUAAACUUAAAUAUUCAAUGGGAGAAACAAUGUUUAGGUAUCUUCUCUCUACAACCUGCUUAUCCUGGUAGAUCAUCUCAUGUUGUUACUGGGUCUUUCUUAGUCAAUGCAGGUAUUAGAGGCAAAGGUAUAGGUAAAACAUUGGUUGAAACUUUUGUUGAAUGGUCGAAACGAUUAGGAUUCACUUCCUGUUGCUUCCCAUUGAUUUAUGGUACUAAUGUAGGAAUACGAAGAAUUUUAGAAGUGUUAAAUUUCAGAAGGAUUGGUAAAUUGCCAGAGUCUGGUAUAUUAAAAGGUUUUGAUGUACCUGUUGAUUCCUUUAUAUAUGGUAAAGAAUUUACACAUAUAACAAAAAGUAUAGAUUCUCUGCGGGACCCUCAACAGAGUAAUGAUAUUGCUAAAUAUGAAAGAUUAAGAUAUUAUCUAGAAACAGGAAAAUAUCCACCUCACUGUGACAGAAAUGAAAAGGCAAGAUUACGUGUUUCUUCAAAAACACAUUCAUUGCAAAACGGCAAGUUAACGACAAAAGGACGUGAAAUCAUUUACGAACCAGAACAACAAAAACAAAUUGCAUUAGAAAUGCAUAUUGUUGAACAUCAAGGUAUUAAUAAAAUAACUUCCAGAAUUGUAGAAAGAUAUCACUGGAAAGGUAUUAAAAGUACAGUUUCUGAAGUUAUAGCACAAUGUCCCAAAUGUAAAAUGAGACAUCAAGAUGGUACUGGUGUAAUUGUUAUGCCUUCAGAAAAUGUACGACAGGCACAUAUGUUACCACAACAUCACGGAGAGAAUAACGAGGAUACAUAUCAUACAUCUACUUUAUCACAAAUGGCAGCUGCAGUAGUAAGAAACUUACAAAACGAUGUUGAAAACGAAGAGGCUGAACCCACACCACCUGAUAUUACUCAAGCUAAAGGAUCGAUAAUAGUUAGUUCUAUGAACAAUGAUAAUUCUAUGAUUAGCUCCAAAGAUUUGAAUUCUGAUACAUCAGAAUUAACAACAACAAUAGAGACUAGUUUAAGCAGUGAACAUAAUAUGAAUGCAUUUGACAGAUUUGUAGAGGAAGAGCAAGCAAGAAAAAGAAGAAGAUAUUUAACUGUUGCAGAGGACAGGGGUGAGGCAUCUAAGAUGGUAGUACAUACAGAAGAUACCACUGGAGAAGGUAACGAAGAAGUACCAGCUAUUAUGAAUAAUGCAGACGAAGAAAUGAUGAAUGAGGCAAUUUUAAGUCUGGAGAAGAACGUAUUUGAAGUAGUUGAAAUGGUUGAAAACGAAACAAGAAAACGUUCCAACAAAUAA